UCUCCCCUUCCUCUCUCCUCCACUCCCUCUCCGUCUCCCCCCUCCACAACCCCUCCUCCGCCUCCAUCCUCGCCGAUAUGCUCCUCCUCGAGCUCUCCAAGUCGUCCCGCACCGACUCAGCUCUUGAAUCCUUUCACCGCUCCUGUGAUUACGGGUAUAAACUCUCCUCUCUUUCUUGCAACCCUCUUCUCAAUUUGCUAAUCAAAGAUGGCCGCAUUGAGGAUGCGGAGAGAGUUUUCAAGGUUAUGAUUCGCAGGAAGUUCGCUCCCAAUUUGACCACUUUCAACACUUUAAUCAAUGGGGUAUGUAAGGCUGGGAAGCUAAGGAGAGCUGUGGAUCUUGUUGAGGAUAUGAAGGCUUGGGGUGUCUCGCCAUCUGUGGUCACUUAUAAUACUCUUGUUGAUGGGUACUGCAAGAUGGGUGGGGCUGCAAGGAUGUAUAAGGCUGACAUGGUGUUGAAGGAGAUGGUGAAGGCCGAGGUGUGGAUGAAUGUGGUUACUUUCAAUACUUUGAUUGAUGGGUAUUGCAAGGAUGGGAAUUGUUCUGCGGCGAUGAGGAUUUUUCAGGAGAUGAGGAAGCAGAAGGUUUUGCCAAAUGUGAUUAGUUAUAAUUCCUUGAUCAAUGGGCUCUGUGGUAAUUGUAAAGUGGAAGAGGCGCUACAGUUGGUUAAAGAGAUGGAGAUUGAUGGUGUGGUGCCUAAUGUGAUCACCUAUAAUGCCAUUGUUAACGGAUUCUGCAAGAAGGGGAUGUUGGUUGAGGCAAAGAGAAUAUUUGGUGAAAUGCCGGAAAGGAAUUUGGUUCGGAAUGAGGUGACAUAUAACACGUUGAUUGAUGGGUUCUGUCGAUUUGGUAAGAUGGAGGAUGCAAUGGAGUUGAAGAAAUUAAUGGUGGAUGAUGGGAUUUGUGCUAAUAUUUCAACUUAUAAUUGUUUGAUACUUGGAUUUUGUAGGAACAAGGAUAUGAAUGGUGCUAAGAGGAUUUUGGAUGAAAUGGGAGAGAAGGGAGUCAAAGCUGAUUUUCUGACUUACAAUGUUUUGAUAAAUGCAUUAUGCAAGGAUGGUGAGGUGAUGAAGGCAGUCAAACUCUUGGAUGAGAUGAUAGAAAUAGGUGUGAGGCCUACCCAUGUCACUUACAAUACCCUAAUAGAUGGAUUCUGUCAGAAAGAUAAUUUAAGGGCAGCGUUCAAUAUGAGAGCGAGGAUGGAAAAGGAGAGGAAGCAGGCAAAUGUUGUGACAUAUAAUGUACUCGUCAAGUGUUUAUGCAGGAAAGGCAAGUUGGAGGAAGCGAAUUCACUUUUAAAUGAGAUGUUGGAGAGAGGUUUGGUCCCAAACAGGAUCACCUAUAAUAUAAUUAAGGAGGAGAUGAUGGAGAGAGGUUAUAUACCUAAUAUAGAUGGCCAUCUUUGCGAUACUGCUUCUGUCACCUAACUAGGAGAUUAUAGUGUUUGUGAUUCAGAUUCCUAUGUGGCGUUCAGAAGCAAUGAUGGUGGGCAUAUGACCUUUCAGAUAGAUGAGCAUUGACUUGGAGUCAGAGUUAUGACAUAGCUUCGUGGUAUGUUUUUAUUCUGACCUUUUAUGGAAUUGAAAAACUAUAUAUUGUGAAGCUAUUUAUGCUUGGAAGCAUGAUUCGCAUUUCGCGCUGCAAAUGAUCCAAAGGACAAUCUACUUUGGAAUGAGUGAGACUGGUUUGUAGACAAUAUAACCUAUGAAGCAAAAGUUUAUUAGGGCAGCACUCCAAGAACCUGCAGUUUGCCUGUAUCUUAAUAUCUUAUGCUUUUGGAAACUAAAAAGACCUUCAAAGACUUUUUUUGGUGAGGAUGAACCAUGUGGUUUGUGAAACUAAAAGAAGAUUAUGAAUUUGAGGAAUCGCCAAUGGCACUUCGAGUUCCACUGCUAAGUGUAUAUCGUCAUUUAAGUGAUUUAAUAUUUCAGAUUAGUAAGUGUGUUGGACUCAGUGGAAAGUUGGCACUCUCGAGAAUUGCUGACAUGUGUUCAAGAUACAGAAUGAAUAUGACUGAGGAACUGAAUUGAAGGACAAAACAAUAUCAAGUCUGAACAUCUAAAAUUUACCAAAGUUCUGAAGCUUUUCCCAUCAAAUGCGUAGAGACUGCUGAUAGAAGUGAGUCUUUGAAUCAUUCAAAGGAAUUAAGCUCACAUGGUCUGUUAUCUUGGAUCACCAAAACCCCAGAUUGUUGCAAAAGUGACUUUUCACCAACUGAUAAAGGUCAAAUGAUAUCAGAAGUGUCAAUUCUCUCUCUGCUGAGAGGGAUUAUAGCCAGAUUGCUGUAUUUGAUAAGGAUAACCAAACUCUGACCCAGAAGAUUCUUGAUUACAAUGAUUUUGUGAAACAGGGUAUCCACUGAAUGUGUGCCCAAAUCUAGCACAGAUUUUCAUGAGAAACUCCUCUCAUCUUCUGCACCAGCAAAGCUCCGAACACUGCAGGUGUACCCAUGUAUUGCUUCAACUGUGAGUGUUGUCCAAAGGUAACAAAGGACUCUCGAAAGAUUGAAGGUUGUUAAGCUUACCAUCAGUGUGAUAAUUUUUGUGUUUCUAAGUCAUCUUUCUUAAUUUGCUGUUGUCUUGUUGUUAUGAGCUUUAUAGAUUAGCCAUCAACUACUAAUAUUGUGUAGGUGAUUCUUUCUGAAAAUGUCUUUGUUGAACUUGUUUAUUUGAUAAUAUGGUGCUUAAAAUAUUGAACUGUGAUCGUCUGCUUUUUGCAUUUAGCUCUCUGCUUUUUAAAUUGCAUUUUUCUUGGCAUUUUUUUUUUGUUUUUUAUUUUUGGUUUUUUUUAGACAAUAAUAUUUUAAACUUAUAAUCAACUCUACAAGCUAGUUGUUUUGAUUAUUCUAUUAAAACCAUAGAGUAUAAUGUGCUUUUAUAAGGACUGGUUAAGGAAUGAAUUUAUUCAAAAUAGAUUGGGAGUGAAAGCUAUUAUUGGUAAGUUAAGAGAGACACAAUUAAGAUUGUAUGGGCAUGUCUUUAGACGAAUGUUAGAUGGCUCAUAAGAAAAGUGGGAACUCUUCAAGUAGAGGAUCAUAGAAAAGGAAAAGGUAGACCUAAAUAGUAUUGAGUGGAAACUUUACAAAAUGUUUUGUCUGAGGUUAUUUUAUUUACUCUUUGGGCCCUUGAUAGAUUAACAUGGAAGUGAAGAGUUUAUGCAUCCGACCCCAAAUAGUUGGGAUUAAUGACUUGUUAUUGUUGUUGUUGUAGUAUAUGUGCUUUUUUUCUCAGAGCUGAUAGUGGUAGGAAUUCUGAGGUCGUAUAUUUCUGCAUGGUAUAUUCAUUAGGUAAUUGAUAGAUGCAGAAGCCUUGGUCAACUAGUACUAAUUAGUUAGUCAUGACACAGUUCCAUGGAUUAAUUUAGCACUUGCAGUAACAUAAAUUUUCUUGGUACUGCUUCUGUUUCCGUACUUUGGUGCUUCUAUUCAUUAAUUGGUUGUUAUAUGCGGAUUAUAACAUACGGCUUUGAUUUGACCUUUCUGAGACGUAAGCGUGUACAUUGAUGUAAGUUGAUGGCUUUUAUGCAUAUUUAGGGUGCUUCGUUUUUGCAUUAGCUUAAACUAGGCUAACAUUUACUUCUUAAUUUCAUGUUUAAUUUGAUGUGCAAUCAUCCAAUUGGAUUAAAUAUGAGUUAAUUUUGAAGUGUUCAAAUCAGUUAAUCUAACUUAAUAGGUCCAAAAGACCUAUGUAGGAGUGUGUUAAAUCUCUUUCAAUUAGUGGAAUCAACUUUUUCUUUUCAAGGAGUACACAGAAUAUAGUAAGAAAAUUUGGACAAGCCAAUUCAGGGGUGUGGAGACAACCUUUGAUUGAGGUGGGGAGUGUAAUACCAUGUCUCCUUUGUGGGGAUAGGUCUAGUCAGAAUAUUUCAUCUUUGAUACUUUGUGCCAAGUCGAUUCAAAGAGCUUAACUAUAAGCCCUUAGAAAGGUUUUAUUGUCUGAUUAAUUGAUAUUUCCCAAGACAAAAUUUAGCCCUCCCAGGCAUAUAAUUAGAUCUGUUUGGCCUUUUUGUUGGAUAAGAUAUGAAUUUAUAGAAUUUAGGAGGAACAAUCCUUAGCGGUUUUCUGAUGUGUUUACUUGGAGAACUAAUUGGUUGAAAUUAAUGCGCUUUGAACUUACGGAUGACACAUGUUAUUCUUCUUAGUAGGGAAUGAACUAACUAUUUACUUGGGAUGCACUAUGCUUUAAAAAAUAAAAAUAAAUCAAGAUGUUUAUCAAUUUAAAAGUUCUUGAUGCUUAAUGUCAAAUGCUUUGUUUCUUUAGUUGUAUGUUUCCUUUGAAUGUUGUUUCUUGCUAUUCUUCUGUGCUCUAUAUUCUUUGGGAAAGACUUAUUUCUUUAUUGGCAAUGGUUGAACUUUACCCUCAUUGUUCAGUUAUUAUAGUAAGCUUGGCACUUUUUGCUGCUCUUGCAUUCCUCUAAACAUUUAAACUGCUUCGGAUAAUGGACCUGAAAUUAAAUAUGUUUCCAUGAUCAAAUUGUCAUCAGACAAACUUUGAAGUGUAUCUAAAUUAUCCUCCUUGUUUGACCAUACGUAAUCUUAUUGUAGUCAUGCUUGUACUAUCCGAAAUGUUAGAUAAGUGCAAUUUCAGUUACCUAAUUUUUUUUUAAAGUUUUUUCUUGCAGAGUGAGAAUUUCCGUUUUGACUGUUGAACUCCAUAGAUGGCUUGAAGGACUUGAGAAAGAUAAGACGACAAUGAUGGACUGCAAGAGUUUAACUCAUGCCUUGAAUGGACUUCAAGGAUAAGGUCUAUGUACAGUACAUGUGCUGCAGUUAUCAUUCCUGAGGUGACAAACUGCAACCAAAGUUGGAAGAAUGGGGUGAUUCUGUCCCUUUUUUUCUAUUGAUAAGUUGUCCAAGGAACUUUUAGAUCAGAUUCAUGACAAGCAAAUAAAUUUUGAUAUGAUGGUCUGUAGUAGGGCUUCAGUUAGAUCAUCAAAGUAUGAUCCUGCAACCAUAUUAGAAAGUGUAAAGAGACUUUCAAAUCAUUCGAGGCGUGACAGCAAUUCUCAAUUGAAAUAUGAAAAUAUGCUUUGCUCAUGGAUUUGUGCUGGCAAAGAUAAUUUGAGCAAAGCUUAUCCAUUGCUCUCUUUUUUGGGGUUACUUGACCAUGCAGGAUAAUUUUGACUCUAGAAAGUAUGU
Molecule: messenger RNA, 5137 nt
Organism: Dioscorea cayenensis subsp. rotundata (Guinea yam)
Lineage: Eukaryota; Viridiplantae; Streptophyta; Magnoliopsida; Dioscoreales; Dioscoreaceae
Product: pentatricopeptide repeat-containing protein At1g09820
Exons: 2
Coding region: 78-1427 (449 amino acids)
Molecular function (GO): protein binding
Source: RefSeq, a predicted model, not a curated record